UUGUAAAACCUCAUACCUCAAACUGAAACAGUCAAACUGCUAUAAAUAUUCCCAUGUGAAUUUUUUUACCUCCUUAGGCUACUACUGCAACACAAAUAAAGUUCUUGGUCUUUUCUCUACCCUUCACCCUUUAUCUUCAAAGAACCAAUUUUUAUUGGUUAUUUUGGUAAGGGGUGAGAAAAAAAAGGGCUAAAGAAUCAUACUAGCUAAGUGGGGUUUUUAAUUUUGUGAAUUCUUGAAUUACAAAAUCUGCUCUAUAAUUUGACAUGGCUUGUAGUGUUGCAGACUCUGGUUUUCUAUUCUUGGCCUCCAAACAAAGACCAAUUCAUAGCACUAGAAUUACCCAAGUUGCUUCUUCAGGAGCAGGAACAUAUUGUUUAAAGUGGGAAAGUCUACCUCAGAUAAGAUCCAAACAAAAAAGCUGCUUAAUUUCUUUGAGAAAGACAAAUGUUGUACGAGCUGUUGCAGUUCCGAUAGCACCUUCUUCAUUAGACAGUGCAGAGGAUAGGAAGCGGUUAAGUGAAAUGUAUGGGUUUAGACAAAUUGGAGAACCGCUACCUGAUAAAGUCACAAUGAAAGAUAUUACUGAAACUCUCCCAAAGAAGGUAUUCGAGAUUGACAAUGGGAAGGCAUUGAAGUCAGUUUUGAUAUCAGCAACUUCAUAUACUCUCGGGCUUUUCAUGAUUGCCAAAGCUCCAUGGUAUCUACUUCCCCUGGCCUGGGCUUGGACAGGAACAGCAGUUACAGGGUUCUUUGUAAUAGGACAUGAUUGCGCUCACAAAUCCUUCUCAAAGAACAAAUUAUUGGAAGAUAUAAUUGGAACUCUGGCCUUUUUGCCGUUGAUAUAUCCCUAUGAGCCAUGGCGGUUCAAGCAUGAUCGGCAUCACGCAAAAACAAACAUGUUGCAUGAAGAUACUGCUUGGCAGCCUGUUUGGAAGGAGGAGUUCGAUUCGUUCCCUGCUCUAAGGAAGGCAAUUAUAUUUGGUUAUGGACCCUUUCGACCUUGGAUGUCUAUAGCUCACUGGUGGCUCUGUCAUUUCAAUUUGAAGAAGUUCAGACCAAAUGAAAUUAACCGGGUGAAAAUAAGUUUGGGUUGCGUCUUCGCUUUUAUGGCAAUUGGCUGGCCAUUGAUAAUCUGGAAAACAGGGAUUAUUGGAUGGAUUAAGUUCUGGUUAAUGCCGUGGUUGGGUUAUCAUUUUUGGAUGAGUACUUUUACAAUGGUUCAUCAUACGGCACCUCACAUACCCUUCAAAAAUUCUGAUGAGUGGAAUGCUGCUCAGGCCCAGCUGAAUGGCACAGUUCACUGUGAUUAUCCUAGUUGGAUUGAGGUUCUUUGUCAUGAUAUCAAUGUUCAUAUCCCCCACCACAUAUCCCCCAGAAUACCGAGUUACAAUUUACGGGCAGCUCAUCAGUCUCUCCAACAGAAUUGGGGAAAGUACCUGAACGAGGCUUCAUGGAACUGGCGUCUAAUGAAGACAAUACUGACAAUAUGUCACGUGUACGAUAAGGAGCAGAAUUACGUUCCCUUUGACGAAGUUGUCCCUGAAGAAGCCCAGCCGAUUACAUUCCUUAAAAAAGUAAUGCCUGACUACGCUUGAUUAGUAUGCAUUUCGCUCGGCUCAUUCUUUGGGAAGGUAUCCUUCCAUUUUUUUGGGUCCGGUUAAGCGGUCCAGACCCAAGUUUCAAGUUCUUACCAAUAUUUGGAAGACUUGUUUUAACACAUCAGAGUGAGAAAUAUCUUCUCAGGAAGUUUCUUGGUAGUGUAAGUGUAGUAUACAAUAAUUUAAAUUUCUCAAGGAAAUCACAUUUUGUCAUCUUUAUUUAAUUAGUACCCAUGAAUAUCAUGUUGCUUAUUUUAUACCAAAAUUUCAUUGUAUUCUUCGUUUCGAGGCCGAUUUAAUAGAUGGUCGACAGUGAUUUCUCUUA
Molecule: messenger RNA, 1926 nt
Organism: Nicotiana tabacum (common tobacco)
Lineage: Eukaryota; Viridiplantae; Streptophyta; Magnoliopsida; Solanales; Solanaceae
Product: omega-6 fatty acid desaturase, chloroplastic
Biological process (GO): lipid metabolic process
Molecular function (GO): oxidoreductase activity
Source: RefSeq, a predicted model, not a curated record